Molecule: messenger RNA, 9883 nt
Organism: Oryctolagus cuniculus (rabbit)
Lineage: Eukaryota; Metazoa; Chordata; Mammalia; Lagomorpha; Leporidae
Source: RefSeq, a predicted model, not a curated record
CGGCUGUGAGUCACCCCGGCGCUCCCUGGGAAGGGCAGUGCUGGGGUGAUGACCAUGGUAACAGCCGGGUGGGAUUUCACGACCUCCCAGCGUGAAGGGCCCCGGUUUCUAUGGCAACGCUCGCUUGGUGGAAGGGGCAGAACUAGAUCUCUUCGCUUGGGACGCUGACAUUCCAGACAUUUGUCCUGCAGGCUUCCGCGGGCGGACACGCCAGAGGAGGAGGCCGGGGAAUGGCCGCGGUGUGGCAGCAAGUCUUAGCAGUGGACGCGAGGUACAACGCGUACCGCACACCAACGUUUCCACAGUUUCGGACCCAAUAUAUCCGCCGGCGCAGCCAGCUGCUUCGGGAGAAUGCCAAGGCUGGGCACCCCCCAGCACUGCGCAGGCAGUACCUGAGGCUGAGGGGACAGCUGUUGGGCCAACGCUACGGACCCCUCUCCGAGCCAGGCAGUGCUCGUGCUUAUAGCAACAGCAUCGUCCGCAGCAGCCGCACUACCCUUGACCGCAUGGAGGACUUUGAGGACGACCCUCGGGCCUUAGGGGCCCGUGGGCACCGCCGCUCUGUCAGCCGGGGCUCCUACCAGCUGCAAGCACAGAUGAACCGUGCUGUCUAUGAGGACAGGCCCCCCGGCAGCGUGGUGCCCACGUCAGCGGCAGAGGCGAGUCGGGCCAUGGCCGGGGACACGUCCCUCAGCGAGAACUAUGCCUUUGCUGGCAUGUACCAUGUUUUUGACCAGCAUGUGGAUGAGGCAGUCCCCAGGGUGCGCUUCGCCAACGAUGACCGACACCGCCUAGCCUGCUGCUCACUGGACGGCAGCAUCUCCCUGUGCCAGCUGGUACCCGCCCCACCCACCGUGCUCCGAGUGCUGCGGGGCCACACCCGUGGCGUCUCCGACUUUGCCUGGUCCCUCUCCAAUGACAUCCUUGUGUCCACCUCACUCGAUGCCACCAUGCGCAUCUGGGCCUCUGAGGAUGGCCGCUGCAUCCGGGAAAUCCCUGACCCCGAUGGCGCCGAACUGCUCUGCUGCACCUUCCAGCCCGUCAACAACAACCUCACUGUGGUGGGGACCGCCAAGCACAACGUGCACGUGGUGAACAUCUCCACGGGCAAGAAAGUGAAGGGUGGCUCCAGCAAGCUGACAGGCCGCGUCCUCGCCCUCUCCUUCGAUGCCCCUGGCCGGCUGCUCUGGGCGGGCGAUGACCGCGGCAGCGUCUUCUCUUUCCUCUUCGACAUGGCCACAGGGAAGCUGACCAAGGCCAAGCGUCUGCUGGUGCAUGAAGGCAGCCCCGUGACCAGCAUCUCCGCCCGCUCCUGGGUCAGCCGCGAGGCCCGGGACCCCUCGCUGCUCAUCAACGCUUGCCUCAACAAGCUGCUGCUCUACAGGUGCGAAAACGACGGGACCCUGGAGUGGAAGGGGAGGUUCGCCAUCGAGAGCGCCCACCGCCGGGACAGUAUCUUCUGCCCUCUCAUGUCCUUCCGCCAGGGAGCCUGCGUGGUGACGGGCAGUGAGGACAUGUGCGUGCACUUCUUUGACGUGGAGCGGGCGGCCAAGGCCGCCGUCAACAAGCUCCAGGGCCACAGCGCGCCCGUGCUCGACGUCAGCUUCAACUGCGACGAGAGCCUGCUGGCUUCCAGUGACGCCAGGGGCAUGGUCAUCGUCUGGAGACGGGAGCAGAAGUAGGGGCCCUGCUGGCCCUGCUGCUGUUUCCCCACCCCCACCCCCACCCCAGCCCUCACCAGCCUCGUGUUGUAAAUAAAGUGUCUGUGCUGGUGGGUGAGGCCCAGCUUCCAGGUGGGCCAGGGGGCUGUCCUGGGGAGCCCCCACAGCCCUGGGACCCAGCAGAAUGGGGUUCAUUUUCUCAUCCAUGCCUUCCCCACAGUGAUGUGUUCACCCAUCCAACAAACACUCUUUGAGUGUGGGCCAUGUCACAGAGCUUGACCCAGCCACGCGUUCAGCAGAGGCUGCUGAGCACCGACUUGGAGCCAGGAGCCACUCGAGGUCCUGGCCAUAUGGUGCGGUGUGCAUCCCAGUGGAGACAAGUAGGCGGUAGCCAAUAAGGCAGGCAUCCCUGUGAGGCUCGCCAGUGUCUGGACACGGCAGUGGUGUGAAAGCGUACCCAUACAGCCAUUCUGUUCUUCCCGUCCAGUACAGUAUUUGACAAAUCACCCGAGAUUCUCAGCGCUUUUGUGUCAAGUAGGCUGCGUUAGAGGGCUUUGCCCAUCUGUAGGUUAAGGGAGUGCUCUGAGCGCGGUUCCCAUCGGCUCGGCUAAGCCAUGAGGUGCAGUAGGUUAGGGGGAUGAAAUGCAGUUCUAGGAUGUUGUCAGCACACAGCGGUCACCAGGCAGUAAGCCCUCCGCAGGGCAGGCACCUCUGUAGGGAGCAGGUCAGCUCAAGGUGCGUGGUGCGAGAAAAAAGGGCAGGGGCAGGAGACAGGGGUGCAGGAGUAGGGGGUUUGGCUUUUUUUGGUGACAGGGUGACAUAUAAAGAGACCUGCAUGAGGUGAGAGGCAGCCACAGGGUGUGGGGGGAGAACGUUCUAGACAGGAUGGAGCCAGCACAGAAGCACUGAGGCUGGAGUGUGCCCACAGGGCAGAGUGUGAUGGUAGGUGAGGUCGGACCACAUUUGAGGACCCACAGGAGGACUUUGCCUUUUUUUUUUUUUUUUCCUGAGUAAAGGAGCCUUCACUGGGAGGCUUUGACCAGAGGAGGGACGGGACUGGACCUGGCCCGGUCCUAACAGGCUCCCUGUAGCUGCUGUAGGGAUGACAGGCCACAGGGUGGAAGCAGGGGCCAGCGAGGAGACCACUGUUGAGCAGGGAUGGGGACCAACACCAAGGUGGUGGUGGCAGACCAGUUGGGUGGGCUGUGCUUGGUUCUGCCCCAGGGGCUUCCUUGUCAGAGGCUGCAGGAGUCUGCUCAGGCGCCUAGGUGUCCCCCCAUCACAGCCCCAGCCAAGGCCCCAUGGACCACACCCGUCCGUGCACUGCUGUCCACAAGCAGAGCACAGAGGUGUUGAGUAUUUGGAGCUCGAAGCUGGUACAGGGGCAACCAUGUACCCCCAAGGUGGACUAGGGGCUCCCUCUAUGGGGUGCAGGCAAUGAGGAAGCUUUCCAUCCUCAUCUCCUCCUGUGCCCACCCAGGGCCCAAACUCCAGCCCUGGAACAAUUCAAAUCAAAAAGCGAUAUUCAGUACAAGGGGACUUCAAAAAGUUCAUGGAAACUGGAAUUCAAAAGCAAGUUUAUUUUGUGCACAAAUGUUCUGAAAGUCAUGCAUAUUUCCUCCAUAAUGGUGUUUUCCAUCAGCUUUUUAAUGAAAAAAAAAACUAUGUAUAGAUUUCUUUAUUUUCAAUAUUUCAUAAGCACUUGAACCAUCUUCCACUGCUUUCCCAGGCCAUAAGCAGAGAGCUGGAUUGGAAGAGGAGCAGCUGGGACGUGAACCAGCCCCCAUGUGGGAUGCCAGCACCACAGGCAGAAGCUUAGCCUACAGCGCCACAGCGCCGGUCCUAUGCAUAGACAUUCAAAAUGUUUUUGCACCAGAAGAAAUUUGUCUUUUUAUUUAUUUAUUAUUUAUUUAUUUGAAAGGCAGAGAAACACAGAGAGGGAGAGACAAAGACAGAUAGAUCAGCCUGCUGGUUCAUUCCCCAAAUGCUCACAACAUGGCUGGCAGGGUCCCAAGCACUUGGACCAUCCUCCACUGCCUCUCCAGGCACAUUAGCAGGAUCAGAAAUGGAGCAGAAAGGGACUCCGAUCAGUGCUCCAAUACGGGAUGUUGGCAUUGCAAGCAGGCAAGCAGCAGCUUGACCCAUUGUGUAACAUCAGUCCCAAACUUACCUUUGGUUCCAUUUUCCAUGAGCUUUUUAAAAUACCCUCAUAUUUGAAGAAAGCCCUUAGCGAGGAGAGGAUGCUUGGGUAUUGAUGGGGAUUAACAGAAUUCCCUUGUCAAUGGCUCGAGUCACCAGAAAAUGUCAGUUACCAGAAUGCCCAAGGCUCUUCUCCAGCUACUCCCCUCCAGCUCCCAUGUGUUGGUACUAUGUCUGACUAACAUCUUGUGACCCCCCGGGGCCAUUCCCCAGAGUCACGGAGACUCCAAUCUGGUCUAACACGAUUAAGCUGCUGAACUAACUCCUGCAGUUUGGCUGGGGGGAAAGAAAGAAUCUCUUUCUCUAAUGCACUGUUAUUUGAUAGUCUGGUUACUUGUAGCCAAAAGUAUUUCUAACUUUGACUUCCAUCUGCCAGCCCCAGGGUAAAUGGGGACAAAAUAGGGCUAUCAGUGAGCUGGAUUGUUUUUAUGAUCACGCUCAUGUAUGCAUGUGUUACAGUCCCCAAAACCAGCCUCAGGCUGAUUUGCUGGGAGUCAAAAGCCUUAGCAUAUGGUUGUGUUCAUGGUUAUGAUUUAUUAUAGCAGAAAGAUACAGAGCAAAAUCAGCAAAGAGAAAUGGUGCAUGGGACCAUGUUCAGGGGAGGGCAGGCACAAGUUCCUUAGGGUCCUCUCCCAGUGGACCAUAAUGGGUUUUGACAAUGCAUGCAAAAUGUUGCCAACUAGGAAAGCUCAUUAGACUCAGUGCCCAGGGUUUUUACUGGGAACCGGUCACGUAGACAGCCCCUGCCUGGCACGUCCCCAAGUUCCAGACUCCCAGAAGGAAAGCAGGAAUCCAUCACGAACGACAUUGUUUGUACAGUUUAGGCACAGGGAGCAGUCAUUAUCUGGGCAUCACAGGAACCCUUCUGAAAUAGAAGUUUCCCAGUCGCCAGCCAAGAGCCGACCUUGACGCAAGCCUUUCCAAGGAAGCGGCUGGGUCUGCUGUGUUAACUCUUAAACAAUAGAGGUUUGUUUGGCUCACGGUUCUGGAGGCUGGGAAGUCCAAGACGAAGCUGCUGGCACCCGGUGAGGGCCUUCCUGUUGCAUCAUAACAUGGUGGGAGGCUUCACAUAGCAAGAGAGCAUGAGAGAGGAGAAGCCAAGAGUGCAGGAAGAGGGGGCAACUGAUCCUUUAUCAGGAACCCACUCCCUGUGAUGAUGGCAUUAAUCCACUCAUGAGGGUGGAGCCCCUCAACCUAAUUACCUCUUCAAGACCCCAUCUCUUAAUACUGUUAACAAUGGGGAUCACACUUAACAGCACAUGAACUUUGGAGGACACAUUUAAACCCUAACAGUAUGAACACCAAAUGGAUACUCAGUUUCAACCAUGGUAUACAGAUGGCAAGAUAACUUGGGGGGUGGGGGCGGGGAACCUCAUUUUUCUCCUAACACUUUCUUCGUUUUGUCUCACUCUUCAUGUCCUUUAUUGAGUCUGAUUCGAGAUGAUUGGUCAUGAAUAUUGUUGUGCAUGAUUUUGGGGGUUUCAUUCUUGUGAAAUGUUGAGGUGGCAGAGUGAUAUUCUAUUUUAAAUUCAACUUGGUGACACUUUUCUUGACUUACGACCUAAGAAGAAAUAAAAGAUGAGCAAAUAAAAAAUAAUGUUCUCAAGCUCUGUUAACUUGUCCAUCAUCUGUCACUGUGCCUCUGGUCUGCAGUCAGAUCUGGAGCUCUGUAACCACGGAUGACUGCAUCAGUGCCACUCUGGUCUUGCCUCCAUUAAGGGUUCCAUGCCCUUUGUCUGACUGUGUGUUUGUUAACUACUUCAUCAUCAACAGCCUCACUGGUCUGAACCUGAAACUGGGUCUUUGUUAAUUAUUCCCAAUCAGUGACUCACUGAUCAAAUCUUAAAGCAGGGUUUCUGUAUAUUAUUCCACCAGUAAUUCUGAUAUGACCUUGAACUUGGGCUUCUGUCAGUUAUUUUGUGGUCAGUGUCCUUUUUGCUCCAUUCUAACCUUAAGUAACCUCAGCCCCGACCUUGACUCUGUGCCUUUAUUGUUUCACCAUCCAUCAGUGUCCUCAUGGUAUAUCAUAACCAGAUUAACAGCUGUACCAUUAAUGCCCAGGUGGUCCAAAUUUAAGCCCAGGCCUCUGUUGACUAAUCUACCAACAAUGUCUUUUUUAAAAUCUAUUUAUUUAAAGAGAGCCCUAUCUGCCAGUUCACUCCCCCAAAGGCCUACAAUGGUGGGGGCUGGGCAGCGCCAAAGCCUGGAGCCGGAAACUCAAUCCAGGUCUUCUAUUUGGGUGGCAGGGACCCAACCACUUGAGUCAUCACUACUGACUCCCGGGGUUUGCAGUAGCGGGAAGCUGGAGUCAGGAGCCAGAGCCAGGUACCAAACUUAGGUACUCUGCUGUGGGAUGUGGGCAUCUGAACUGGCAUCCUGGUUGCCAAGCUGGAGGCCCACGCCGUCACUGUCUUUUUAGUCUGAAUUCACAUCUGAGCAUCUCAACAUUUCCUCCACCAAGGCUAUAUCUAGCAUGACCUCAAACCCAGGCGCUUUACACCAUCACCCUCACUGUCCAUCUGGUAUACCCUCAUACUUGCUCCUCUACUAAUGCCUCCACAAUCAAGAUCUCUAGUUUUACUUGGAACUUCAGUCUUUUUAACUCUUUCAUGCACAUCUUUGCAUUCUAAACUCUAACCCAAGACUGUGAUUCCACCAUCAGCAACUGCCAGACACUUGAAUCCAGGUCUCAAGUUAAUUCACUGUCAAUGCUCCUCAUAUCUGAAAAUUGAACUUGAGCCUCUCUUAGCUUUCCCAUACUCAAUUGCUCCUCUGGCCUGACCUCAAUAAAUUGUUACACUGUUCAUAACCCUCUGAUCUUACAAAAAAAAACCCGUGACCUCUACUGUUCCUUUAUAACUGCUCCUCUGAUCCGACCUUGAGUCUUGGACACUUGUUCACACUUGUAGCAUCAAUUCCAUCUGGGUCGGCCUCAGACCUAUGUACCUAUUAACUAUUCUAUGAUCUCUUCCAUUCUGACCUGACCCCUCUGGUCUCAUUUGGGACUGAAAUUUUGUUGACUAUUCUUUGGUCUAACCUUCAAUCUGGACCUCUGGUUAAUAGCCCACUAUCUUCAUUUUAGUGUAUUAAGUGGAGGAUAUUCUUAUGUCCCAUAAGUUUUAGUUAUGCCUACGUGCCCAACUCCAUUGCUUGUUUUCUUAAGUGCUUACAUAAUUCAUAAUAAAACUUGUUCUCAAGGGAAAACCCACCAUCACUGGUGUUCUGCUCUUUAAGCCUUAGAACCUUGAAGAUAUCAGUGGUCUGAACUUGAAUCCAGACUGGUAGCUUUGACUCCAUCACGACCCCAUUUGAGCUGAACUCUCACAGAGGCAAACCUUAACUAAUCCAACAUGACAGGCUCCUCAUCCCCAGUCUUUUUAUUUUAAGAGUUAUCUAUUUAUUUGAAAGAGUUACAUAGAGAAAGAGAAGCACAGAGAGAGAGGUCUUCCAUCCACUGGUUCACUCCCCAGUUGGCCACAAUGGCCAAAGCUGCACUGAUCUGAAGCCAGGAGCCAGGAGCUUCUUCCAGGUCUCCCAUGUGGGUGCAGGGUCUAAGGACUUGGGCCAUCUUCUACUGCUUUCCCAGGCCAUAGAAGAGAGCUGGAUGGGAAGUGGAGCAGCCAGGACCCGAACCGGCCCCCAUAUGGGAUGCUGGCACUGCAGGCAGCAGAUUUACCCGCUACGCCAUAGCGCCGCCCCCCUCAAAUCUUAGCUGUUCCACUGCUGCUACCUGUCUUCCAUGACCUGAAAUCCAGACCUCUCUACCUGUUCCACUGUCAUUGGCCCCAUGUCUGACAGUGAAUGGAGAUUUCUGUUAACUUCCAAUAGGGGCCAGAGUUCCCAGCUCCUGGCCUAGACCUGGCCCAGCCCCAGCCAUUGCAGGCAUUUGAGGGCUGAACCAGCAAAUGAGAGCUGUUUCUCUGCCUCUGAAAAUUGAAAAAAAAAAUGCAUGAAAUUACCCUCAGGCUAUGUGUAUAAAGUGUAUAUGAAACAAAUUAAUUUGAUGUUUAGACUUAGGUCUCAUUCACAAAAUAUCUUAUUAUGUGUAUGCAAAUAUUCCAAAAUUUGAAAAAGAUCUGAAAUCCAGAAAACUUCUGGUCCCCAACAUUUCAGAUAAGGGAUUCUCAACCUGCAUUCGUUCUUGCAUCUGAGAGAUGAUUCAGGUGUGAAGUAACUGGUGGGCCCGGCGCUGUGGUGUAGCAGGUAAAAGCCGCUGCCUGCAGUGCCAGCAUCCCACGUGGGCACCAGUUCGGGUCCUGGCUGCUCCACUUCCGAUCCAGCUCUCUGCUGUGGCCUGGGAAAGCAGUGGAAAUUGGCCCGGGUCCUUGGGCCCCUGCACCCAUGUGGGAGACCUGGAAGAGGCUGCUGGCUCCUGGCUUCGGAUCUGCGCAGCUCCAGCCACUGAGGCCAACUGAGGAGUGAACCAGUGGAUGGAAGGACUCCCCUCCCCCCGCCUGUCUUCUCUCUCUGUGUAACUCUGACUUUCAAAUAAAUAAAUAAGUAAAUAAAUCUAUCUUUAAAAAAAAUGGUUACACGUUUCAUGUGCCACAUGUUUCAGGAGCACUGUGCAGAGUGGCUUCCCAGAUCUGGAAACACACAACCCAUCUGCUACUCUCUCGAGCUUUUUGAUUUUUUGAUUCUCUCAGAACUGAAUGGAAAUGUGUUCUGAAUAAAAAGCCAGUCCUGGGCUUUCUUGCCCUCUCUCACCUGCUGGGUUAUGUGGAGCUGAGUUUUACAGAACCCAGUGUCAGUAAUGUUUCCAUGGUUACUCCCUGCACCGUUUUCCUUUGUGCUAUGGUCCUCUGUCUCAGGUGAGUUUCCUGACUCUUCCGGCGCCUUAAGUAUCUCCAUUCAGCUGAUACGCAAGGUGGCCAUUCCACUCCUCUCUUUCCCCAAACUGACAAUUUCCUGGUGGAUGCAGCGUUAGGGUCUCUGGUUUCAUUAGGGCAUUGCAUUGAGCCUUUGCUGGACAGCCAGUGUCACGAGGAGUUUGGUUACAAGAUGUCUAUUAGGAAUCAGUUCCUGUGAAGGGGAAGGAGAGGAGGUGGGAUCCAGCAGAGGGAGGGCUAAGCUGCCCUGCAGGCCACGCUACAGAGAGCCAGCCGGAAGCAUUGGGGUGGGGGUGGCUGGGAGGGAAGGGUGGGCCUGGGAAGGCCAUGGCCUCAUGGCGAUGGCUCUUUGCAGCUGGAGCCAUCGGAGCUGAAGGCUGCCUGCCUGUCACUCUCCCUGCGGCUGCGCAGUGAGUCCUUCCUUCCAAGGGGGUCUGGAUGGCACAUGCCUUUGUCUACAGCCGCCAGGAAACGCAUGGGAGAGGCUGUGGGGGAAAAAAAUGGGUAGCCCCUGAGUAAGCAGUUGGGGACCCAGGCAAAAUCCUAGUUCUCCCCCCAUUAUUCUGCCACGUGGUCCUGAGUCGGUCCCUUCCUCGACUCUGGGCCCGCUGAGGGUUGGAGAGGAAGCUCACGCUUCGGACACACUGAGGAAGUCUCUGCACGAGUCAGGCUUUACACAGUGAGCAGAACAGACAAAGCCUCUGCCAUCCGACCCCAACAAUCCAGCCAAUGACUCAGAGCCCAGGUCACCCCUGGCUUGCUUGUCGCCACUGGGACCCCCAAGGAGGGCCAGGGCCUCACUCACAUGCGGACAGAUGGGGGCUGGGUGUGGAGGCUAAGGACAUAAGGAGCUGGGUCCAUACGGUGACCGGAAGGAGGGAAGAAGGGACACAGUAUGGCCUCCGAGCAGGGGUGUGAAGAGCUUAAGUGUGGGGUUUUAGGAGGGCUAUGGCAGCAGCAGAAAUCUUUACUGCCUAUGUCCCUGCUUCUCGCACGGGUCACAUAGGGCAAAUGGGCACUGGCGGCCAUGCCAGCCUGCCCAUCCAUCCCUGUGUUACAUUUUUGUUUUGGUUCACUCCCCAAAUACCUGCAACACCUAGAGGCUGGGCCAGCCCAAAACUCCCCCAUAUGCAUGGCUUUCAAGGUUUUAUUUGCAUCAAAAUAAACCUAUUUUAAAACUCGGGUUUCCAUGAA